AUGGAUUACAGCUCCACCAUCCACGACGCUGACGACCCGGCCGGUGCCUCUCCCUGGGGCAACUCGCCCGUGUCGUCGCCUUCGCGAAACGCCUCCACCUUUCACCCCAUCUCAGGCGAUCCUCCCCCCUUUCGCUACAGCGCUCAGUCUUCGAAUGGCCUUGCGCAGGAUCACCCUGAAGGAGACAGCUUCCAGAGGCCAGGCACUGCGACGACGGCUUCCGGUACCGAGGAUGGCACCGAGGCGUCGGGCACCCUGAACCCUUCCGAGUCAGAGUCGACCGCAGCGGUCGAGGAGGGAGCUCCCGCGCAUAGCCAACAACAAGGCCAGGCUGCUGCGCAGGCUCAGGAGACGCAGACACAGCCGCAGAAGCCCACCCAGCCUCAGUAUAGACUCCAGGCCAAGAUCACAGGACUCGAGCGAACGGGCAAGAAGGAUCCCAUCCUUCGGUUCGACGUUCACACAAACAUCCCCCGCUUCCGUACUACUCAGUUCCGCGAUGUCCGCCGACUACACUCCGAGUUUGUUAAGCUGGCCGAGCAUCUGAUAUCCGCCAACCCAGAGGCCCUUGUUCCCGCAGUUCCCCCGCCUCUGACCUCGGCCGGCGCAGGUACGGAUGAGGAUGAGUCUCGUGUCAAGGCCCUGAUGCAGCGAUGGUUAAACUACGUCUGUGGCAACGAGGUCUUGAUGCAAGACGACGAAAUGGUACUCUUUGUCGAGAGCGAUUUUGGCUACAGCCCCAUGGUUAAGAGGAAACAGCCAGCUACUGGCGUCCGCAGAAAGAUUUUGAAGCAAUUUGCUCCUCCUCCUGACGAUACCCCUGAACUUGCGGAUGCUCGACCGACUGUUAAGCUGUUUUACCUUGGUAGCAUGGACGCUGGCCACAAGGUUGACAAGCUGGUCAAGGCCCGGAGAGGGCUUGGUCUCUCUGAGGCCGACUACGGUGCCAAGCUUACGAGCAUGAAUGUUCAAGAGCUUCACCCCGGUCUGGCCAAUGCCUAUCGGAAACUGGGCAAGGUCGUCCAGACCGUUGGCGACUACCAUGCGGCUCAGGCGACAGCCGAGGCCACCACCAUCGGUGACCCGUUCCAAUAUCAUUCCCAGGAUGCAUUCAUUGUCAAGGAAUCUCUAACCAACCGCCAAAUUCUGAUCCGCGAGUUUCUCCAAGCCCAAGAAGCCACACGCGGCAAGCUCAACGCAGCUGACCGGCUAAAGGCCAGCUCCAGCGUCCGUCGCGAGAAGGUGGAUGAGGCCAUCACAGCCUUGGAUGAUGCCCGUCAGCAUGAGACCUACCUGUACAACAAGACGAACCGUGUCACCCAGAACCUUGUUCAGGAGCGCCGUAAGUGGUUCUCUAGGACGUCGUCUGACCUGCGCCUGAGCAUCAGGGAGUACGUGCUCCGCGAAAUUGAGGCUGAGAGACGGACACUGGCUCUUCUCGAGACGGUUCGGCCAGAUAUUCGAUCAAUUGAUGCCUCGGGCGGCCUGAGCCGUCUCGGUCGUGAAGCGCACCCAACGGUGCGUCGUUCAAGCCUCGCCGCUAGCCAGGGUCCCAAGGGUGACGCCUGGAGUGGUGUCCCGCGCCGCUCGGAUGCAGCGAAUCGCAGCGUAUCGGGCAGUCUCAUCAGCAAGGUCUCUGAGGAGGGUGACAAUGAAGAUGCCGCCGAAACGACCCAGGGACGAGCCGCGGGUGGUCGCACAGGCCUCAAGGGAGUGAAUGAGGAGGACGAUGAGGAUCGUGUGGAUGCUAGAAAUGCUGCGAGUCGCCUGGCGGCCAGCACCUUCUAG
This is a messenger RNA of Fusarium keratoplasticum, 1788 nucleotides long. Its product is annotated as Vacuolar protein sorting-associated protein 17. Gene Ontology annotation, cellular component: retromer complex; endosome; retromer, tubulation complex. NCBI's taxonomy places the organism in Eukaryota, Fungi, Ascomycota, Sordariomycetes, Hypocreales, Nectriaceae. Gene Ontology annotation, biological process: retrograde transport, endosome to Golgi; intracellular protein transport. The transcript has 3 exons. The coding region runs from base 1 to 1788 and encodes 595 amino acids. The record is from RefSeq and is a predicted model, not a curated record. Gene Ontology annotation, molecular function: phosphatidylinositol-3-phosphate binding.